Molecule: messenger RNA, 3104 nt
Organism: Pelmatolapia mariae (spotted tilapia)
Lineage: Eukaryota; Metazoa; Chordata; Actinopteri; Cichliformes; Cichlidae
Gene: klhl17
Product: kelch-like family member 17
Exons: 12
Coding region: 217-2010 (597 amino acids)
Molecular function (GO): protein binding
Source: RefSeq, a predicted model, not a curated record
CAAAACAGAGGCUUUCUUCAUAUUUCCUAUGCUCGAGUCACAAUAUGGACCGAUAAGUAGACGGUGAUAGGAUUUUAAAGCCUUCUGACUGCGACAGCUCUUCAUUCAUCUCCCCUUACCUCUUGGAACACACUGUCUUCAAGGAUAACUGCAAAACAACCACCGUUGCCAAGAGUGCGGCCCAGGCACGAGCCCACGACCGCAACGUCAGGCACCAUGAUGGAGGGGGGCAUGCAGCUGCUCAACCGUGAUGGCCACAGCAUCUCGCACAACUCAAAGCGCCACUACCACGACUCCUUCGUGUCCAUGAACCGGAUGCGACAGCGUGGCUUGCUAUGCGACAUCGUCCUUCAUGUCUCCAACAAAGAAAUCAAGGCGCACAAAGUGGUGCUGGCGUCCUGCAGUCCAUACUUCCACGCUAUGUUUACCAAUGAGAUGUCUGAGAGUCGUCAGACCCACGUGACCCUUCACGACAUUGACCCUCAGGCUUUGGAGCAGCUGGUCCAGUAUGCCUACACAGCAGAGAUUGUGGUCGGGGAAGGAAAUGUGCAGACACUGCUCCCAGCAGCGAGCCUGUUGCAGCUCAAUGGGGUGCGGGACGCCUGCUGUAAGUUCCUCCUCAGCCAGCUGGACCCCUCAAACUGCCUGGGCAUCCGAGGCUUCGCUGACACACACUCCUGCAGCGACCUGCUCAAGUCAGCACACAAGUAUGUCCUGCAGCACUUUGUGGAGGUGUCCAAGACUGAGGAGUUCAUGCUGCUGCCACUGAAACAGGUCCUAGAUUUGAUCUCCAGUGACAAUCUCAAUGUGCCAUCUGAGGAAGAAGUGUACCGAGCCGUGUUGAGUUGGGUAAAACACGAUAUAGAUGGACGCAGGCAACAUGUACCUUGGCUGAUGAAGUGCGUGCGGCUGCCAUUGUUGAGGCGAGACUUUCUGAUGAGCAACGUAGACACGGAGCUGCUGGUGCGUCACCACUCGGAGUGCAAAGACCUGCUAAUCGAGGCCCUAAAGUAUCACCUGAUGCCGGAGCAGAGGGGUGUCCUAAGCAACAGCCGGACGCGCCCACGACGCUGUGAAGGCGCCAGCCCUGUGCUCUUCGCCGUUGGUCAGUGUGCAUCUGAAGGUGGUGGCAGCUUGUUUGCUAUCCACGGAGACUGCGAGGCGUACGACACCAGAACAGACCGUUGGCACAUGGUGGCGUCCAUGUCCACUCGGCGGGCACGGGUGGGCGUGGCAGCAAUUGGGAACAGACUAUACGCUGUUGGAGGCUAUGACGGCACCUCUGACCUUGCAACCGUGGAGUCCUAUGACCCUAUCACUAACUCCUGGCAACCUGAGGUUUCCAUGGGAACACGACGGAGCUGUCUAGGCGUAGCUGUCCUGCAUGGCCUGCUGUACGCUGCGGGGGGUUACGAUGGAGCUUCCUGUCUCAAUAGUGCAGAGAGGUACGACCCUCUGACCAGCACAUGGACCUCAAUCGCUGCUAUGAGCACUCGUAGGAGAUAUGUUCGAGUAGCAACUCUGGAUGGCAGCUUGUAUGCGGUGGGAGGUUAUGACAGCUCCUCACAUCUCGCAACAGUGGAGAAAUAUGACCCCCAGAGCAACACGUGGACCGCCAUCGCCAACAUGUUGAGUCGACGCAGCAGUGCCGGGGUGGCUGUGCUCGACGGCAUGCUUUACGUCGCAGGAGGCAAUGAUGGCACCAGCUGCCUGAACUCAGUGGAGCGCUUCAACCCCAAGACCAACACCUGGGAAGGAGUUGCCGCCAUGAAUAUACGCAGGAGCACUCAUGACCUGGUGGCUAUGGAUGGCUGGUUAUACGCAGUUGGAGGCAAUGAUGGCAGCUCCAGUCUCAACUCCAUUGAAAAGUACAACCCACGCAGCAAUAAAUGGGUCGCAGCCUCCUGCAUGUUCACACGGCGCAGCAGCGUGGGUGUGGCUGUGCUGGAGCUCCUGAACUUCCCGCCACCUUCCUCGCCCACCCUCUCGGUUUCUUCCACCAGCCUUUGACACGGGGUCAUUGUUUGGCUGACCUCAGCCUCUGCUGCUACAGCCCAGACUGGCUCUGGGAAGAGACGCAACUGCUCUGUUUGAAACAAAGAAGAUGAGGAGGAAGAGCGCUGGUGGUUGGACAGGUAAAUGUGUGGAGGCGAGGGGAACAGAUGGGCUGAGGCCUCGGUGUAGUGUGCUUCAGAAUUAGUGGCAGUGUUGGUGAAGAUUAGUGCACCAUAAUUAAAAAAACAAACAAACAUGCUGGUAAUGAAUUUAAAGAUCUAUGUUGUUUUCACUGAUUAUAGGAUACUGUAAUGUACAGUAUUUCACAAGUUAAUUUUUUGUUAUAUCAACAAAAAGUCCUUUAAAAAAAAUCAACAAAACUUUCAGUUUUGUGCAUUUGCAGCUUCAGAUACAUUCUUAGCCUCAUUGAUUAUAUUAAUUUGAGGUUGAAUGAACAAAAACCGGGCUUACUGCAUUGCAUGUUCUAAAUUUCCUCUAACAAUCUGGCUGUUUUCAAUAUUCCCCUUAAUUCUGGACUACGCUAUAUCUGGCCUUGGUACCUCCACUGUAUAGCCAUACAGAUACCGGCUCCCUCCCAUAUGUGAACAUUGACCAAUCGUUCUUCAAAGCCCCACUUUUUAAAAAAAUUAUUAUUUUUUUCCCACCGCUCUGGUGUUUGACACACCUAAAAACACGGUUGUCCCUUAAUUCUGUCGUGUGUGAUGUAAAUGUAUUUGGUUUGAUGUUGCGGUCUCGCUGCAAGGUUUUUCUUUGACACCCAGAGGUUUUGCAAUAAUGUAUUUAAAAAAACAAAAACAAAAGAGAGAGAGAGAUAAGCUGAAUGAUUUAUUUUGGAAUGUAGAUUUUUACUGGUUGUACCAUGCAUGUUUAUGUACUGGCACCAACAAGAUAGGAAAAAAAAAAUAUAUAUAUAUAUAUUGUAGUGCUGCUUUGCCACACUAGGUGGCAGUAACAGGCAAUGUUGUAAACCCUCACUGCAAGAGCGCAUGGACACCAACAGCAUAGAAAAGCUAGGCCCUCAAAACUGUAAAUGAGUUUGGAUCCAUUUUCUUUUUUCUUUCUUUCUUUUUUUUUUUUUUUUUUUUUUU